Messenger RNA from Lycium ferocissimum, 599 nucleotides. Its product is annotated as probable leucine-rich repeat receptor-like protein kinase At1g35710. The record is from RefSeq and is a predicted model, not a curated record. The coding region runs from base 51 to 599 and encodes 182 amino acids. The transcript has a single exon. Gene Ontology annotation, cellular component: plasma membrane. Gene Ontology annotation, biological process: hormone-mediated signaling pathway. Lineage: Eukaryota; Viridiplantae; Streptophyta; Magnoliopsida; Solanales; Solanaceae.
CCUGCACAAGUUCUUCACAAACCAAAACCAUCAACUAAAUUCUUUUAGCCAUGAUGAUGGUUCCCAGAAUAUUUUCUUUCCUUCAGUUUUCCACUCUCUUAUAUCUCUUCAUAGUUACUUCUGCUUCCACUGAGGAAGCAACUGCUCUCCUCAAAUGGAAAACAACUCUCCUAAACCAGAAUCAUUCCUUAUUGGCUUCUUGGACAUUAAGUACUGAUGCAUGCAGGGAUUGGUAUGGAGUUAAAUGCUUAAAUGGUAGGGUAAACAAGUUGAAUAUUACAAAUGGUAGUGUCAUUGGCACACUCUAUGAUUUUCCAUUUUCAUCAAUCCCUUUUCUUGAAUUCGUUGAUCUUAGCAUGAACCAACUCUCUGGUACCAUCCCACCAGAAAUUGGAAAGCUCACUAAUCUUGUCUAUCUUGACUUGUCGGUGAACAAUCUUUUUAGUGGUUCAAUUCCAAUUACUCUAGGUGACUUAACUGAACUCAAAAUAUUGUACCUUUAUCAUAACCAACUUUCUGGUCCCAUUCCUAGUGAAUUGGGGAGUUUGAAAAACCUCAGUGAUUUGGAAUUAUCCAAUAAUCGGCCAAUUACUUGGUGA